Molecule: messenger RNA, 4093 nt
Organism: Pristis pectinata (smalltooth sawfish)
Lineage: Eukaryota; Metazoa; Chordata; Chondrichthyes; Rhinopristiformes; Pristidae
Product: endoplasmic reticulum mannosyl-oligosaccharide 1,2-alpha-mannosidase-like
Exons: 15
Coding region: 173-2113 (646 amino acids)
Biological process (GO): carbohydrate metabolic process; N-glycan processing
Cellular component (GO): endoplasmic reticulum; membrane
Molecular function (GO): mannosyl-oligosaccharide 1,2-alpha-mannosidase activity; calcium ion binding
Source: RefSeq, a predicted model, not a curated record
CUGGAGCCUUGUGUGGAGGAGCGGCUGCGGGGUGAAUUAAAAUUGUGCUGGAGUAUCAAAAGGAGAAACGUCCAGUUGUCUGGAGAAUCUGCCCAUCUGGCCCCAACCAAAGUCCCAAGGAUUCCGUUAUUGCAGCGUGCUGGAAAGUAACAUCCUCUCAGGAGUGUGAAGGAUGUAUUCACCGCAGCGGAGGGACUUUAUAUCAGUGACACUGGGUAGCCAGGCAGGAAGGAACUAUGACAACAGUAAAACCUGGAGAAGACAAUCAUGUUGGAGGAAAUGGAAACAGCUUUCAAGAUUGCAGCGAAGCCUAAUUGCCUUCCUCUUUGUCUUCAUGGUGUUUUGUGGUAUUGCAGCAUAUCCUAACCUGUCGGAACACUGGCAAGCAGAUGAAGGUCGUGAGGGACAGCUGAAACAAGUUAAGCCUGUGGUUGUACCUGCGCUAGAUGUGCUUUCACCCAAGGCACCAUCUAUCUCGCAGCCACAGAAACUCAAAAGACCAAAUGUGAACAAGCGUGGGCCACCAUUUUUACAAAAUCGACUGUCGAAGAAAGAAAAAGAGGAAACUAAAAUCAGGAAGGAAGAAAAUGAAGCUGAAGCUAUUCCUGAUGACAAGGAUAAAGAACAAAAUAACAUGAUCAGUUGGCAUGGGAUGGAGAUUGCUCCUGGAUCGGUUACCGUAGCUUUACCCAAUUCAAAGCAAGAGAAGAAGCCAAUGUCUCAUGAAAAAGUAAACGCCAAAGAAACAGCCACUGUAAAUGAGCAGCAGAAGGCAGUGAUAGAAGCAUUCCAGCAUGCGUGGAAGGGAUACAAACAGUAUGCCUGGGGGCAUGAUGAACUGAAGCCGAUCUCUAAGACUUACAGUGAAUGGUUCGGUUUAGGAUUGACACUAAUUGAUGCCCUGGACACGAUGUGGAUUUUGGGCCUAAAACAAGAAUUUGAAGAAGCCAGGAAAUGGGUGAUUAACGAAUUGAAUCUUGGUAAAAGCGUGGAUGUGAACUUGUUUGAGACAACAAUUCGUAUUCUUGGUGGAUUACUCAGUGUAUACAAUCUAACUGGAGAUCAGGUCUUCCUGGAUAAAGCAAGUGAGCUUGGGGACCGCCUCAUGCCAGCCUUCAACACUCCGUCCAAGAUUCCAUACUCUGAUGUGAAUAUUGGCCGCGGAACUGCCCAUCCACCUCGCUGGACCUCUGACAGUACCGUCGCAGAGGUGACCAGCAUUCAGCUGGAGUUUCGGGAGCUCAGUCGGCUCACCAAAAAGGAAAAGUACCAGGCAGCAGUAGAUGACGUAAUGAAACGUAUUCACAGACUUGGAGGAAAAAAGGAUGGAUUGGUGCCAAUGUUCAUCAACACUAACUCUGGGCAGUUUACCCACCUUGGUGUCUAUACAUUUGGUGCCAGGGCUGACAGCUACUAUGAGUAUUUGCUUAAACAGUGGAUCCAGGGAGGAAGGAGAGAGGCAGACUUGCUAGAAGACUAUCUACAGGCCAUAGAGGGUGUCAAGAAGAACUUGAUUCGAAAAUCAGAACCAAACAAACUGACAUUUGUAGGUGAAUUGUCCCACAAUCAGUUCAGUCCAAAGAUGGAUCAUUUGGUGUGUUUCCUCCCUGGGACUCUCGCUUUAGGAGCUCAUCAUGGGCUCAGUGCAGAUCACAUGGAACUGGCCAAGGAACUGAUAGAAACCUGCUACCAAAUGUAUGCACAGAUUGAAACCGGGUUAAGCCCAGAGAUUGUACAUUUCAAUCUGAGUCCACACAAUGCCAAGGAUGUUGAAGUUAAGCCUGCAGACAGACACAACCUCUUAAGACCUGAGACAGUCGAAAGCCUUUUUUACAUGUAUAGAUUUACACGUGAUAAGAAAUACCAGGACUGGGGCUGGGAGAUUUUUCAAAACUUCAACAAAUAUACCCGGGUUGACACAGGAGGUUAUACUUCCAUUAAUAACGUGCGGAGUUCUGAGAACCCUGAACCCCGGGAUAAAAUGGAGAGCUUCUUCCUUGGAGAGACAUUGAAAUAUUUCUUCCUCCUUUUUUCUGAUGAAUUUAACUUAAUCAGCCUGGACAAAUAUAUUUUUAAUACUGAAGCACACAUUCUUCCGAUAUGGACAACCUGAUAAAUGUAGGAAUGAUAAGUUUUGUCUAGAAACCUGGUACAUCUUGGUUGUGGGAUCUACAAUGUCAGUUGGAGCUAACCACUGUGGAGGAUUUGUAUUAAUCACUGUGAACGUUCACAGCUACACAGGUGUGUGUAUAAAAAGUGGCCAUGGCUGCACAGGUGUGUUUAGAAACAAAUGUGAACCUAAAUAUUAUAAACCAGGGAACAAUUAUAAGAAGAGUUGCACUUGAAUUGACUUGUUUUGUAUAUUACAAAAGAUACUUACCACGUUGCCUGCCCAUUCAUUCUUUCCUGUCGAGUUCAGUCCAAUAGAGGAAUAUUUUAUGUAACUUUUUUAAAAUUAAAUGGCCUGAAUGCAGAAAUAGAACAGAUUUUAUGGACAUAUAGACGGAAUUGAUAAGGAUAGAAUUCUUAUAAAUAUCGGUGACCAGGAAAGCUAAUUAUAUACUUGGUUAAAUAUAGAAUAAUCAAAAUUGAUUCAUUCAUGUGUUAUGAUUAUAGUCCAAAAAUAUUGAUGACAUUUAUGUAAAUAUGUAAUGAAAUUAUAUUUGCAAUACCAAUGUGUGAAAUAUCUUAAGGAAAAAUGCGGGUCCCAACUAUGUGUAAAUAUAAAUGCUGCUGGUUUAUUUUGAAAAGUGGUUAGUAUAAUCCAUUAAACUAAAUUUCUUAGCACAGGUUUUGUUCACUGAUUAAAUAUCCUUACCCCCAUAUCUGAAGAUGAUGCAGACUGGGUUUGUUUUCUGUAAAUAAAACGUAGCAUUUCUCUCUCUGCUUCAGGCUGCAGCUUGAUUGCAUUUGAAAUAUAUCUAACAACAUAAUGCUAAUUUUAAAUUUUGCAUUCCUGAUAAAAACCUGGAAAGGAUUUAUUUAUUCAGCAUUUGAAUGAGUGUUUUGGUGAUGCUUUCCUCCUCCUGCAAUAUGAGAAAUCAGGUGCAGUAGGAUACAAGUUAGAUUCAGGCAGCCUUUAUUAAUUUGUUGCUAAUUACAAGGGAGGAAGGGUUAAAUAAUGAGAUGCAAUCAAUCAGAUUUUAAAUGAGUAAAACAAGAGGAAAUGAGCCAUAAUUUUGCAAUUAUUUCAAAGUUGUCCAAUUUGUCUGGGCAUUAGUUUGAAAACAGCCUUUGAACCUGAAGUUAGAAGCAUUUCCAGAGGACACCAAUAUUUAUUACUUAAAUUUCUAGAUGCUGUAACUGGCAGCAAAUGAUGCUGAUCUUGAUUUUGUCACUUUUGAAUUAUUUGUAAUGCACUUAGUGUUGCAUUUCUUACAUGGUAGAUCAUGGGUGCAGUGCCACUUCUCGUUUUUGUGCCAUUUGGAAGUAAGCUGUUUUGGAUGGAUUUUUCAGACUAACAUGCAACUUUGCAGUAGUUCCAGGGAUGUCUUGAGUGUCUUUACAUUAAAUUGCAACACUACAAUGAAAGUGCCAUAUAUAAAUGAGAAAAAUGAAGCUUGCUCAGUAACUGGCUGCAUAUGCUGUUGAACAGCAGCUAAAUUCUUACAAAUUUGAGUAAACUGAACAUUGUAUUCAAUAUGAAUAAUGGCUGCUGGAAUGUACAAAACUGAAACAGUUUGCCUGCUGCAUCUUACUAUAAGAAUAACUUGGAAACAAAUAUCAGGUGAAUUAGGCAAGUUGCAAUUCCUGCACCAACACUCAAUAAUUUCAGGUUAAUAGCUUUAACACAGCCUGAUUGGCAAUAUCCCUGCCCCCUUCUGUAAAACAUUUUUCAGUGUAUUUUCUUUACCCUGUUCUUGUUUAAGUACUCGAAUGUUUUAAAUUGAGCGGCAGUGAAUGUAGCUUUAAUCUCUAUCAUUCCUUUAUUUAAUACUGUUACAUUUAACAACUUGUGUACUGUUUGUGUGCUAUUUUCAAUAAUCAAGUGACCUUGUCUGAGAUUCUCCUUCUAGAAAAAACUGUAAAUGUUCUGUAAAUUUUCAAUUUUAUUGUAUAAAAUUUUCUCCAAUACCAAUGCAAAUACAAAAUU